Molecule: messenger RNA, 3060 nt
Organism: Branchiostoma belcheri (Belcher's lancelet)
Lineage: Eukaryota; Metazoa; Chordata; Leptocardii; Amphioxiformes; Branchiostomatidae
Product: serine/arginine-rich splicing factor 11-like
Exons: 19
Coding region: 105-1964 (619 amino acids)
Cellular component (GO): nucleoplasm
Molecular function (GO): RNA binding
Source: RefSeq, a predicted model, not a curated record
UAGUUUUGGAACGUGAGGACGACGCCAUUUUCGGACAUGGCGAGCGAUUCUGUCUAGAGAAAAGAGCGAUUUUUCCCGUAAUUUUGGCGCGUUUUCCCCCUAGGAUGGCGCAGACUAAGGUGAUCCAGGUGACCAACGUGGCGCCGGCCGCCACCAAGGAGCAGAUGCAAACGUUGUUCAGUUUCCUGGGCAAAAUUGACGAGAUCAAACUGUACCCAGAGGAUAUCUCAGUGCCGGUGACUUCCAAGGUGUGUUACGUGAAGUAUGACGACCCGACCAACUGUGGCGUAGCGCAGCACCUCACCAACACCGUGUUCAUAGACAGGGCACUCAUCGUGGUUCCCUGUCAGGAUGGCGUCAUUCCAGAUGAAGCUAAAGCCCUUCAGUUGGCAGCUCCGGCUAAUGCAGUGGCUGGUAUGAUCCCCGGGGGUGGGGCACCUGCGGCCAGCGCUCUCCUCCCCACCCCCGCACCUAUAGCCAACCCUCUACUGGCAGCUGCAGGAGUGGGAGGGGAAGUACUGGGGGCAACUCUGGCUGACCAGGACAUACUUGGAGCAUUUUUUCCUGAAAGUGUCAGCAAGGACGUUCUCGGAUCCGGUAUGGGAGACCAGGCAUGGCCUGGUGUAGUGACAGUCUAUGUGGGCAACUUGGACUCCGCCACUGUUACCGCCGAGCAGCUCCUGAAUUUCUUCCAGCAAGUGGGUGAGGUGAAGUACGUUCGGAUGGCGGGGGACGAGACCCAGCCCACGCGCUUCGCGUUCGUGGAGUUUGCUGACCAGACAUCCGUGGCGAAGGCCCUGCAGUAUAACGGCAUCAUGUUCGGAAACCGACCACUCAAGAUUAACCAUUCCAACAAUGCUAUCGUCAAGCCCCAGACUCAGACUCCCGAGGCACAGCGCCGGGAAAUCGAGGAGGCCAUGAAACGAGUCCGCGAUGCGGAGGCUCUAAUCACAGCCGCCAUCGAGCCAGGUGCGGUUAAUUACUCCAACAUCGCCCUAAACAAACCUGUGGCCCUGACCAACCCCCACGUGGCCCAGAUUGACGCCGUCUUGAACCAAGUGCGAGAAGCACAGAGUCAUAUCUCCUCCGCCCUCAAUGCAGGAACUAUGACGGCGGCCACGUUGUUGCAAAUCCCAACCAUAGAAAAGCCAACCUUACGGUCUUCAGAAGUUUCAGAAAAGAAGGAGGACAAACGUCGACGGAGCCGGUCAAGGUCACGCUCGUACUCCCGCAGGCGCCGCUCACGGUCAAGGUCACCACGGAGAUCGCGGUCCCGGAGGUCUCGCAGCCGGAGCCGACAUCGCCGGUCCAGGUCACGGUCCCCGAAGAGACGCUCCCGUUCCCCGCGCAGACGCAGGUCACGUUCCCGCGAGCGAAGGUCACGCUCUCGAUCCCGACGUUCGCCAUCCAAAUCACCUGCCAGGAGACAUUCAACAACAGCCAAGGGCAGACGGCGGUCUCGCAGCAGGACACCUCCGCGCAGCUACCGCACCACCAGCCGCUUAUCCCGCAGCAAGAGCAGGUCCCCAAGACGACGUUCCCGCUCGCCCAAACGGUCGCCAUCCAAGUCCCCGGCAAGACGACCCUCCUCCUCCAAGCAUAAGAAGGAGAAGAAGAAGGAUAAGGAUAAGGACAGAGACCGCAGCGGCAGCCGGGAACGAGACACCACCAAGAGUAAGAAGAAGAAGAAGGACAAAGACAAGGACAAGGACAGAGACCGGGAGAAGGACAAGGAGAAACACAGAGGCAAGAGCAAGGAGCAGGAAGAGGACAAGAAGGAGGCCAAGGUUACCCGUGACUAUGAUGAGGAGGAACAAGGCUAUGACAGUGAGAAGGAGAAGGUGUCUAAACCCCCCGCACCAGAAGCCGCAGUGGAACAGUCCGCGGAAGCCCCACCGUCCAGCGAUGACGUGGGAGACUCGGGCAGUCAGGGCCAGGCUGACAUGGAAAUGGACAGUGAUUAAGCCUCUACUGUCUCUUGAAACUUCAUCUGUGUUGGUUAGUGAUGCAUACCGGUUCACUGGACUUGGAUACAGACUUGUAAGAAUGUUUAGGUUCAAGUCCAACAAAACCUAAAAGUCAAGAACCGAGUCUGGACUUAUUUCCAUAAAAGACCAUUUCACACACCCCUUUUCUUUCCAAACCACGUAAAACCUUUCGUAGAUUGUAAAAUCUUUGCUGCAAAACGAAGAAAACAUUGCCAUCGGGCAUCGUCAAGUACCGGCCUCCAUGUUAUGUGGCCAAAGUUUCACCCAGACAACAUUGCAAGGUUGCCAAAAUGCAAUUUUGUAUAUGCCAUGGGUUUAGGUCCGGACUUACAAGUCCGGAACUGAACCUAAACUUCUGGACUUGAAUCCAGGCCUGAACCUAAAAUUGGGUUUAGGUAUGCAUCACUAGUGUUGGUAGAAGUCAUUAUGAAGCAAGUUUCAACUAUAUUUUCCUACAUACGAAAUUGGACUUACCCAAGUUUUCAACUGCACAAGUCCAAUCUUUUUCAAGGAAUGAAGAAGCCAUCAGUUCUGUGAUGUCACAUUAUGCAGAUGACACACGUGACACGGUGGCCAGUGGAUCAUAAGGACUGGGGGCGCUACAAACUUUCUGCAACCAGUGAUCCACUGCUCACCGAGUCUCAUGUGCCAUUCGCAUAACUAACUGAAGUUGUACAGUUGGAAAUUUGGGUAAGACCAAUUUCUUGCGCUGGAAGUUACAGUUUAAACUUGCUUUAUAUAUAACUGUGGUCUCUAGUCUCUAAAUACAGGUAGUAGCUAUUGCUGUUUUUUUUUUUACGUUUGGAGAAAUUUGUAAACGAUCAUUGUGACACUGUAAAUCUAGAAACUUUUGUGCUAGUUUUAUUUUCUGUGUGAUUUGCUGCUGCGCAAAGUCACCACUGUUCUGUCAUACCAACAUGAAAGGAACUGAAUUUACUGUACAAUCGUCCAGUAGUUGUACUUUAGUAUAUCGAAAUCAAACCAGCAGAUUUUCAGGUGGAGCAUUUCAAGCAAGAAGUCCUCCAUGUGUAUGUGGUUGAGAACAUUUGCAAUUAAACAGUGUUAAACAGUG